Messenger RNA from Andrographis paniculata, 1040 nucleotides. RefSeq names its product oleosin G. The transcript has a single exon. NCBI's taxonomy places the organism in Eukaryota, Viridiplantae, Streptophyta, Magnoliopsida, Lamiales, Acanthaceae. Gene Ontology annotation, cellular component: monolayer-surrounded lipid storage body; membrane. Gene Ontology annotation, biological process: lipid storage. Bases 331 to 795 code for a protein of 154 amino acids. The record is from RefSeq and is a predicted model, not a curated record.
UAACAGUGGGCGUUAUGCUGGAUCAUAAAUAAAUAGAUUCUCAGUUUCGUCGGAGCCAGCCAGCCAGCCGGGGUUAGGAUACUAGUAAUUAUUAGUAAUUACUCCAUUUAUUUAGCAUAAUAUAGACGCUUGCCCGAACGAAACUCAGUCGGUACCCGCCACGUGUUCCCCUGCAUGGAAUCGACGGCCACACGCGUCACCUCACCCCACCGCCCUCACACACACACACACCAUUUUCUGCAACUGCAACAUCAUCAAUCCUAGCCCUAGCCCUGGCCCUGGCCCAGGCCAUCUCGAUCGAUCGCAUCUCCUCCGACGACUUCAACAAUAAUGGCCGAUCCACAAUUUCCGGCGAGGCGGCCUGCUUCCGCCUUCCUGCAGAACCUCCGAGACCACGCGCCGUCCUCGACCCAGCUCAUCGGCCUCGCCACGCUCGUAAUCGCCGGCGGCGUUUUACUUCUCCUCACCGGCCUGACACUCGCCGCCGCCGUCCUCGGUGUCGUGUUUUUCGGACCGUUGAUUCUCAUCUCCAGCCCAGUGUGGAUCCCCGUCGCCGCUCUGCUCUUCGUCGCCGUCGCUGGGAUUUUAUCGCUGGUAGGGUUGGCCGUGGCAGCGGUGGCGGUGGUUCUGUGGCUUUACAAGUAUUUUAGGGGAUUCCACCCGCCCGGUUCGGACCGGGUCGAUUACGCGAGAUCCCGGUUCGCUGACACGGCCGGUCACGUGAAGGAUUAUGCGAGAGAGUACGGUGGGUACUUGCAUCGAAAAGUCGCCAGGGAUGCCGCUCCGAGCGCUUGAUGAUUGGGAUUGUUUCUUGGGGGAGUCCCGGGACCUCAACUCCCGGAGGAAUCUCUACCGUUCAUAUAUAUAAUGUGGGGACUGGAUUUUAUUCUCCAAAACGGAUGGCCACGAAUAGAAUACCCAGAGGCACCCCACCCCUGAUGAUGUAUUAUAGCAAGUAGUAGUGUUGAAUGCCGCUGUGUCGUUACUUGUUUCUGUUUUAAUUUUAAGAAGUAAUAAACACUACUAAAAUAUACUCUCCA